Messenger RNA from Theileria parva strain Muguga, 1122 nucleotides. RefSeq lists its product as uncharacterized. The record is from RefSeq and is a predicted model, not a curated record. NCBI's taxonomy places the organism in Eukaryota, Apicomplexa, Aconoidasida, Piroplasmida, Theileriidae. The transcript has 3 exons. The coding region runs from base 1 to 1122 and encodes 373 amino acids.
AUGGAUAGAUUAACUAAAAGUAGUGAGCCAGUUGCCAAUAAACUGGAAUAUCUGAAAAGGUGGGUUACAAUUGCUAAACAGCAUUACGUACUUUAUCUUCCCUACGUCUGCAUCACAGCUCCAAGGUGUCAUGACCUUCUUAAAGGAGAGGACGACGAAUUAAAAUCAGACUAUUCCAAUAAUAACCACUAUAAACAUCUUUUUGUUGUUUGCAAUAAGAUGCUUGAAAAGAGAAAAGAUGACGGCGUUCUACAAACCUAUGUGAUGUUGGAUUCAGAUUUGCAUUCUGAGUUAAUGCGGAAAACCAUUGACGAUAAACAUUUGUUCCCACUAAUGCUUCAAGAUAGAGAAAACACCUUGAAGAAUAUUCAUGAACAUCAUCAACACGAAAUGACUUGGGACCAGUUCCAAAGUGCUGGGAAUUUGUUACUGGCUGAACUUGAACAGGAAAUAUUAAAAAACGAUUUGUUUUUAAAGCCUGAAAGUUGGGGUAUAGGUUUAGAUUCUGAACAAUCAAAAAAAGCUGAAAUGGAACUAAUUAAACUAUUUGUUAAAUCACAAAAGAAACUGAAUUUUAAAGUUAUUCAAACGGUGAGGUCGGUGUCCCAUGAAGCAAUACACAAAUCCAAGAAAGGAGACGAAGAGCUUAAGAAAACAAUGAUAAAAUUCUCUGAAAAGGAGGAGCAGGAGCAUAAUUUGGACGAGGAUGCUAAAAAAUUUUCAAACUCACAAAUAACAGAUAUCGCUAAUAAACUCAAAAAUUUCGAACACGACACAUGGAUGGAAUGUGCGUCGUCUAGAAUUUUUAGUAAACUUGCAAAGAUUUGUGAAGACAACGAAGAUUACUGCAAAACUGUUGUCGACAAGUUACAGGAUGAACUUAACAAUGCAGACCCAGAUAGCAGUUCAACGAUCGCCAUGGAGAACCUAAGCUACGGACUUACCGCUGCACUUUUAAAGAGUGGUAAAAUUGAUAUGGAAAAAGUUAAGAAACAAAUCCUAAAAGUAUCCAAGGAAGAAAUAAAAGAUAUGAGUGAACCUGUUAAAUCAACUGAAUCAGAAACAGAAAGCUCGGAAAGUUUAGAAACAGAGGACGAAGGAAAUAAAAAAGAAAGUGAAUAA